AUGAUCCGCAGAGGCACAAAUGUGAAGGUCACCCCUUCCGCCCCAAGGACGCUGGGAUCCCGCAGCCACACCGCACCCCAGCUACAGAAGGGGCUGCGGCCCCUUCCACCUCCGGACCCGGAACUGUUCCCAGCGCCCCUCUCCAAUGCGCCCUGGGCGCGCAGCCCGAGUCCUCCGAGCCCCCCGCGCCGGCCGCCGGCCGCCAACCCCCUCCGGGGCGCGCGGUGCCAGGCCCGCUCUGGUGCCCGCCAGGCGCGGUGUCUGCGGCGCGCGCGGCUGGGGGGUUCCGCGCCCACGGCGGCCCCGGUGGCGUCUCCCUCCUCGGCCCCUGGCGGCGGCGGCGGGCGGGGCGUCUGCACAGACCCUCCUUGUGUGAGGCGCCUUCCCCGGGCGGCCUGGCGCGCAGGGCCCGGGCACCGCGCCAGAGCCGGGAAUAGCUUCCCUGCCAGGCCGCCCGCCCCACGGCCGCGGAGCCGCCUGACCUGCCCGGCCGGGGCCGCGCGGCGCGGAGCCCGGGUGCGUGCUCAGAUGCACGGGCCGCGGCUGGAGCCCGGAGCUGCUGUGUGCAGCCGCAUCUCCCAUGAGGAGCCCUGCUGUGUAGAGCCCGCACCCGGAUGCGUGCAGGACCCACUGCGUGCAGACACUGCGCAGAGGCAGCCACGCUCUCCUAAGGGCCGAGUCUACGCGAGCCCCCAACGCGCGCACCCCCACAUUCUACCACUUACCCCAGACAUUUCCAAGGUCAAAUGCUCACACAGCUGGGAGAGGCUUCCGGCUGGGCCCCACCUGCCCCGGCGCUCUCGGAAGAUGGGCGGGGCUGGCAGCCCGACCAGCCGGCACAGGACCCGGAUGGACCCACUCACCGCCGGACUACCCCCCCAGCAGCCACCGGCCCCCUGCACUCCCGAGUCCCCUCCCUGUCUCCGGAGUCGCCUGUCCUGGGCGUUUCCUGUCCGUGGAGCCCACGCCGGGUCGCCUGUGUCUGGUGUCCUGUGUGUCUGUCAGGCUUCCCCCUCCUUCAGCCUUUCUGGACAGACCUCCCCAGCGCGCUGGACCCGGCCGUGGCCUCCGCUUCUGGUGGUGCCACCCCGAGCCGCCCGGGGCACCUCCACGCCGGCUCUCCUGGUGGGCACGGCGGGCGGUGCAGGGUUAUCACAGGCCCGGCCCCCUGCCGCCCCCAGCGCCCUGCGCUCUCCCGGCGCCCCGCAGGCUCGCGCUGCGCCCCGGCUCCACCCGGCCCGGGAGGCUGCCGCGGGGCCCGCAGCCCAGACGGGCCGCCGCAGACGAGGAUGUUUCAUCUUUCCAGCCGGGCGUCUGGUGCUGGCGGUAAUUAGCUCCCAGACUGCAGCGGAGACGGAGUCCCGCGCCCACAGGCCCCGGCACCUGCACAGCGAGCGUGUGUGCGUGUGCACGUGUGUGUGUGCGCGUGUGCGUGUGCGUGCCCAGGAGCUGCAGGCUCAGCCCGAGCUCCCACUCCAGCGCCCUGCACGCGGGACCGUGUCCACAGCUUGCAGCCUGCACACGCGCGCCCGGGCCUCGUGCGCGCCUCCACGCAGAGCGUGCGUGCGCGGGGGUCUGUGGGCCUCUGGGCACGAGCGCGCGGGUGGCGGGAGCCAACGGCGCAGGCGCGCGCUCCGGGCCGGCGUGGGGGUGGGCGGCCCCGCCCUCCCCGGAAGCCUGCGGCGGCGGGGCGCUGGCGUCACGGGUUUCCUCCGGCGCGCGGGGGCCGGGAUUCCCUGGCGCAGGAACGCCCGUGACGGCGGCGCCCGCGCGGGGAGCCGGGCCGGGAUGCGCUGACGUCAGCCCGAAGCUGCUGGAGCCCGCGGAGGUGGAGGGGAACUUGGAGAAAAAGGAGCUUAUUUUUUUUCCUCUCAAACAGGAGGCUGAACUCGGGCCUCCGCCUUGAGCUACGUCCCCAGCCCUCGCUGAGACAGGGUCUUGCUAAACUGCCCAGGCUGGCUUUGGAUUUGAGAUCUUGUUGUCUCGGCCUCCCAGAGUGCUGGGAUGAGGAUGAUGAUACUGUAAUUUAUUUCCACUGGGUCUGGAGAAAAUGCCCGGGCUGGGCUGGAAUUUGCAGUCCUCCUGCCUCAGAGUCCGGGACAGAGUGCUGGCAUGCCAGGCGCGUGGCAUCACACCUGGCCACUCCCUCUCGGCUACCCUAUAGAGGCUCAGAGGGGGCCUGUGGGUGGCUGUCCUGAUGCCACCCAGCAAGCCGGGCGCCCAGGCCCGAUCUGUCCAUAUGGUGGGUCCCAGCCCAUCGCUGGUGUCUGUGGUGGCCAGGGGCGGUGCCGCAGCGGAGGAGCCAGGGCGUCCAGCCUGCCGGCCGGGGUGUGCCCAGCUUGCCUUCCUGAGGACACCGAGGCGAGCAGUUUCUAAAUAUAGCCUGGGAGUAGGCGACAGCUAUUUUUAGCUUGAGUGGCUGGGUCCUCCCAGUGCCCAGGUCAGCAGUCCUGGGGCCGGGAUCCUGGGGAGGAGGAGGGGGUGCCCGUUCCAGGUCCCUGCACCCUCCCGAGGGGGAGGGCGGCCACUCCGACCUGCUGCACCCUCCAGCCCUGGGACUGUGGGGGGGAGUGUUGAGGGGCAGGGGUCCCCGCCGCUGGCCACCUUGUCUCAAAUCCCGCCCCUCUCUAGCUGCUGCCCAGCUCAGGCCUUCAUGGGGCCUGGGGGUGCUUUCUAUUUUGGGAAGCUACUGCAACCAGUGCCCUGGCUAUUUUUAGCAUCUUUGGUGAGUCCUCCAGUCGGGCUGGCCGCCCUGCCUCCUCCUCCUCCUUCACCCACGCGAGUCUCCCAAGGAAAGAAAGGGCAGGGACCCCACCUCUCAGAGUGGGGAGGCCCCGUGUCUCCUGGUUGUGGAGGGAAGUUUUCAAAGGCGCCUCAAGUUCCGGAUGAGCUGGCCUUUCUGGAAUCCUGUCACCCCACACCUGAAUGCCUUCUGCCGGUGGGGUGGGGCUCCCUGACUGACCUUUCCCCUCCUUUCCAGGCUGUCACGCUGGCCUCCGCUCUGCUGAGAGCGGAUCUUGAGUUCCACACCCCUUGGUAGGUCUGGAAACCAGAUGCCCAAAAUCAGCCUUCCAGGCCUAAAAUCCAAGGUACAGGGGCAGGGCUGCUCCUCCAGAAGCUCUGGGGAGAAACCGGGUCCCUACUCCAGCUCCUAGAGGCACCAGCAGCCCUCGGCUUGCAGCCCCCUCCUCCAUGUGCAGGGCCUGCAGAACGGCCUCUCAUCCUCCCGCCCCUGCUCGGCGAGACUUGGGGGGCCCUGACACCGAGUUCCCUGUGUACUCUGGGACAGUCUUAUCCCAGGACUAUUAAUUCCCUGUGCUAAGUCUGUGGAACUCUGCCAGGCCGAACGGACUUGACAGGGACAUCUCUGAGGCCGUUGUUUGGCCUCCGACGACAUCACUUCUUACCAGACUUUGCUGGGCCCGGGACUGUGGGGGUCCCUCAAGCACAAAGCCAUCAUUGGUAUCGAUCAUGUGGUCCCAGUGCUAAGUGCUUAUAAAUGGGAUUGCCACAUGCAACACAAGAUUCUGGAUUAAAUUCGAGUUUUAGAUAAACCGCUAAUAAUUUUAGCAUGCCUAGGUGUCAUGUGAUGUUUAGAGCAUAUUCAUAAUAAAAACGUUCUAGUUCGUCUCAUUGGAUUGUUGAGUCAUACUAAAAAAUAGCUGUAUAGUAUUCCCUUGGGUGACUAGGCCACAAGUUCCAAUUUGUCAUGGAAGGAAUUUAACCAGAGGUGACAAGCUGCUGUGCUAAGAUCUCACUGACAGCUAGAGAAGGAUGGGUACAGACCGACACGCCUUACCCCUUAGCGCUUCAACUGGUCCCUUUAUCUAACCUGGGAUGCAAGGGCUCUUGAUAAGAAGUCCUGCCGGAAGCUGUGUGUUUGCGCAUGCGUAUAGUGUGAGGCGUCCUUAAGUACUCGGCCAAUCAGAGGCUUAGGAGCAGGGUUUGAGGCCUUGUGGGUCCGCCUUGCUCUGUAGCCAUAUGUGGGCGGAGCCUCGCGAUGGGCGGGGCCUCACUCAGGCUCACCCUGGUGGUCCAGGUUAGGGACCCACAGUUGUGAGGGACAGAUCUGGGGAGCAGGUCCUGGCCUCCCUGGCAACCAUGCUCCCUCCUAGAAACCGUGGGCGAAGUGUGAAGCCACUCAGGCCCAGCCCUAACCUCCAAGCCUGUCGGUCCCCUGUCACUCUGACCCCUGAACCUGUCCCCAGAUGGUGACCGAGGUUGGCACCCAGCAGCGGGUUGGAGAGGCCGGGAAGCGUGGCCCAGCCAGGCUCUGCACAGAAAGGGGCCGGAGCCUGAGGCCUGGGCCAUCUGGUUUCCGGGACAGCAGGCAGGAUGUGUUUGUGGGGGGCAGCGGGCUGUAAGACAGCUGUCACCCCGAAGGGAACGGCCAGAAACGCAGGGGAACCCUCAGGCCGACCAGAGGGGAAGUGGGUCGGCUCCUGCGGGACCAGGAAACGGAGCCGAGUCACCGGAAGCACAGACCUCAGUGGGUGGCACACUUGGCCGCUCCUGUCCCUUUGCAGAGGCACCGCAUUGUCCCUUUUGGAGCGAUUUCCAGGGCCGGCAGCCCACCCUCCAGCCCCUGCCAUCGCAGUGGGGGGCGCUGCGCGAGCGGCCGCAGUCUUAGAGACCCCAGCGCUGUUCCUCAGGGCUGGCCCGAGGGGCUGCUAAGGAGGAGGCCGAGAGAUGCACAGCACACCCUCCCUCCGCCCCGGGUGGCUGCCCAGAGGAGGCCAGGGUGGUGGUGGUGGGAUUCCAGCCUUUCCUGGAGCACCUAAGGUUUGCCUCAGGUGACGCUGAGUUUGGUUUUUAAUUUUUUGUGUGUUUAUGGUACCGGAACUGAACCCACAGCCUUUGCAUGGAGCAUCAUUCCCAGCUCCCCCCCUCCCUUUUUUUUUUAGUUUUGAGAUAGGGUGUCACUGCAUUGCUAUGCUGCCCAGGCUGGGCUUGAACGGGAGAUCCUCCUGCCCCGGCCUCCCCGAGUGCUGGGAUGACAGGUGUGUGUUACCACAUCCAGCCUCCGAAUCCUUUUCUUGUUUGACUCAGGUAAAGGGCAGGUUGCUGCUUGUGGUCCCCCCACCCCCGCACCCCAAAAGAGGCUGCUGCUGGCGCCAGCCUCAGGUCCCGAGGGGGCCCCCAUACACGGUUAUGUGGUGACCUGCUACCAGCUGAAGGUACUUUGGCUUGGGUUCAGAGGACUCUUAGGCCUACUCUGUAAUUUUGCCUUUUGCAUAAUGUCCCGUAGCUGGAGUGGUCGCCUUUGGAGACUGACGGCUCCCGGUGCCUGGGGUUCUCUUUUAUCCCUUGGCAUGUGACCUAUGUACUCCACCCUCUUGUCCCUACGCCAUGGCCUCCUCUGCCUCUGUCCCUCCUGUCCCCCUCAUAAAGACCCUGCAGUUACACUGGCCACCUCAGAUAGCCCACGAUAACCUCCCAUCUCAA
Messenger RNA from Cavia porcellus (domestic guinea pig), 5445 nucleotides. RefSeq names its product proline-rich protein 36-like. The record is from RefSeq and is a predicted model, not a curated record. The transcript is spliced from 5 exons. Bases 1 to 1797 code for a protein of 598 amino acids. NCBI's taxonomy places the organism in Eukaryota, Metazoa, Chordata, Mammalia, Rodentia, Caviidae.